Messenger RNA from Dama dama (fallow deer), 2735 nucleotides. It is a transcript of the gene MCOLN2, whose product is annotated as mucolipin TRP cation channel 2. Gene Ontology annotation, cellular component: lysosomal membrane; plasma membrane. The coding region runs from base 354 to 1970 and encodes 538 amino acids. Gene Ontology annotation, molecular function: NAADP-sensitive calcium-release channel activity. The record is from RefSeq and is a predicted model, not a curated record. Lineage: Eukaryota; Metazoa; Chordata; Mammalia; Artiodactyla; Cervidae. The transcript is spliced from 15 exons.
GGAGACAUUCCUGACUGUCCUGCGUGGCGCUCUCCAUAUUAUUACAAAUGAACUUAAUGGUAGCAAGGAAAGCAGAAAUCGUGGGGAGGAUUUACUUCAUCUCUGGUCGCUGCCCAGAUAAGUAUUUACCUAAUUCCAAGUAACUCUGUCUGCUGUAUGCUGCGAAUAUAGUCAUAAGCAAGACUGGGUCUUCGUGAAGUUCUCUUGUAAGGAAGACCACAACAAAGAUUUCAAAGUCAAUUAUGAAGGAAAUUAAGUGAUGACAGAGGCUGUGGAGAAGUCCUAUUUUAACAAAGUGAUCAAGGAGCCCACUCUGAAGAUGUGUCACUUGAGCUAAGAAGUGAAGAGAUGCAAUGGCUCAUCUUGAUUCUGAGGUGAAAGAAGAAUGUCUGAGAGAAGACCUGAGGUUUUACUUCAUGAACCCUUGUGAAAAAUUCCGAGCCAGACAACAGAUUCCGUGGAAAAUGGGUUUGCAGAUUUUGAAGAUAGUCAUGGUCACCACACAGCUUGUUCGUUUUGGUUUAAGUAACCAGCUGGUCGUUGCUUUCAAAGAAGAAAACACUGCUGCUUUUAAGCACCUGUUUUUGAAAGGAUAUUCUGGUUCAGAUGAAGAUGAUUACAGCUGCAGUGUGUAUACCCAAGAGGACACAUAUGACAGCAUCUUUUUUGCUAUUAAUCAGUUUCAUCGGCUAAGGAACUUAUCUCUGGGGACCCUUGGUUAUGGAGAAAGCGAAGACAACAGGAUUGCUUUAAAAGUCUGUAAGCAGCAUUACAAGAAAGGGACCAUGUUUCCUUCUAAUGAGACACUGAAUAUUGACAGCGACAUUGAAAUAGACUGCAUUCACCUAGACCUUGAGGCCCUCUCCAAGGACACUCAGGACUGGAAGAAUUCAUCAUUCUUCAGGAUGGAAUUUUAUCGGCUCUUGCAAGUUGACAUCUCCUUUCAACUCAAAGGCAUUGACCUGCAGACGAUUCAUUCCCGAGAGCUUCCAGACUGUUACGUCUUUCAGAAUAUGAUUGUCUUUGACAAUAAAGCUCACAGUGGCAAAAUCAAAAUCUAUUUUAACAGUGAUGCCAAAAUCGAGGAAUGUAAAGACUUGAAAAUCUCUGGAUCUAUUCAGAAAAACACUCAGUAUGUCCUGGUGUUUGAUGCAUUUGUCAUUGUGAUUUGCUUGGCAUCUCUUAUCCUGUGCACAAGAUCCAUUGUUCUUGCGCUGAGGUUACGAAAGAGAUUCCUAAAGUUCUUCCUGGAGAAGUACAAGCGACACGUGUGUAAUGCCGACCAGAGGGAGUUUAUCAACCAAUGGUAUAUCCUGGUGAUUAUCAGCGACCUCCUGACAAUAAGUGGGUCCGUGUUAAAAAUGGAAAUUAAAGCCAAGAAUCUCACAAACUACAAUCUGUGCAGCAUUUUGCUUGGAACGUCUACGCUCUUUGUCUGGGUUGGCGUCAUCCGAUACUUGGGUUACUUCCAAGCCUAUAAUGUGCUCAUUUUAACAAUGCAAGCCUCGUUGCCAAAAGUUCUUCGCUUCUGCGCGUGUGCUGGUAUGAUCUAUCUGGGUUACACCUUCUGUGGCUGGAUUGUCUUAGGACCAUAUCACAACAAGUUUGAAAAUCUGAACACGGUUGCUGAGUGUCUGUUUUCUCUGGUCAACGGUGAUGACAUGUAUGCCACCUUUGCUCACAUCCAGCAGAAGAGCCAGUUGGUGUGGCUGUUCAGUCGCCUGUAUUUAUAUUCCUUCAUCAGCCUUUUCAUAUACAUGAUUCUCAGCCUUUUCAUUGCACUUAUUACAGACUCUUAUGACACCAUUAAGAAAUACCAACAGAAUGGGUUUCCUGCCACGGAUCUUCAGGAAUUCCUGAAGGAGUGUAGUAGCAAAGAGAAGUGUCAGGAAGAGUCACCAGCUUUCCUGUCCAGCAUCUGCUGUCUGAGGAGGAAUAGAAGUGAUGACCACUUGAUACUUAUUAACUAAAAUCCUCCUGCUGACGAUGAUCAAGUUUCAGGUCUCCAUAUUGAAUGACAAUGUAGAGGGGUCCCAAAUGGCUUGGACCAGCGCUUCCAAAAACACCAAUUGUGGAUGGGGAAAGAGGACUGUCAGCUGGCUGAAUAGAACUGAAGUUCCAAAGUUCCUUUUUAUAAAUUUGAAUGAUGAAGAACAGACCACAGUCACCUCCUGGGCAUUAGUGUCAUAGUGCAGUGACAGUGAAAUUCUGUCUUGGUCUUUUAAAUUAUGAUGUCAUAUUUCAGAGUGGGUAAAACAAUGGUAUUUAAAGCCAUGUAUUUAAAGAUGUGAGUUUAUCAUCAAAUACAGGUUUGUCUUAAAGUGAUUCUUGGGUGAGAAGACAUUAAUUAAUCCAUGGUCUGCACAAAACAGAAACUGGUUGCACUACUAACUUAGAAACUCAACGCUGGAGAACUAUUAAGCCAUGUAAUACACUUAAAUCAACAAAACGACCUCUUGCAGUGGACAUCUCUUGGCCUGUUUUCCUAUGGUCUUCUCAGGAUGAUCUGAAGAAACUGUUGGUAAAGUCAGUGGGAAGAAUUGGAAACAAAGUUGUUUGGACACCUUGUCACUUGUGCUCCUUGUUGAUUGUAUACCCGGGACAUGUGGACAUUAUACUAUAGCUGUGGCCACUCAUUUCAACACCUGAACUCCACUGUGGUGGGGAUUUACCCUUGUCAAGCAAGGAAGGUGGUAUUUUUUUUCCAAAAUAAAUUAAAUUUAUUUUUAUCAUAA